CCACAGUUCCCACAUCAAACCAUAAUCAUCACGCCUCUUUCAAAACCCUUCCUUUUUCUCUUUCUCCUUUCUCUCAUUCUUCAUUCCUCACUGUUAUCUGUACCCUCACAAAAUCCUCAAUUCCCCAUCCACCUUUUCUCUCUCUCUCUCUCUCGGUGGAGAGAGAAGUGAACAACGCAGAAAAUGUCGAUAAACCACUACUCCAUGGACCUUCCCGAAACAACACUGUGGUGGCCCCAACAACAGCCUCAUCAGCAGCAACAACCCAUGUUAAUGGAAGCAACCCCGAAUCGCUCCUCCACUUCCUGGCCCUCUGCGGAGCCUCUGGGUCUCAACCUCAACCACCAAAACGACGACGUGGAAGAAGACGAAGAGGAAGAGGACCAAACAACGACCACUACACAGCAAGAGGAAACGGAAGACGAGAAGGAACCCAUGUUCGAGAAGCCUCUAACCCCCAGCGACGUGGGGAAGCUCAACCGCCUCGUAAUCCCCAAGCAGCACGCCGAGAAGUACUUCCCUCUCAGCGGUGGCGGUGGCGGUGGCGGCGAGUCGGGCGAGUGCAAGGGGCUCCUAUUGAGUUUCGAGGACGAGUCGGGUAAGUGCUGGCGGUUUCGUUACUCCUACUGGAACAGCAGCCAGAGCUACGUGCUGACCAAAGGGUGGAGCCGCUACGUCAAGGACAAGCGCCUCGACGCCGGCGACGUUGUCUUGUUCGAGCGCCACCGCGCCGACGCCCACCGCCUCUUCAUCGGAUGGAGGCGCCGGCGACACGGCGACACAUCGCCGGUGCACGUUAGCGGCAGGGCGGUUGCGCACGGGAAGAGUGGCGACGGGAGUAGUAAGAAUGAGGGUGGCGGCGGCACCGGUGGUGGUCUGGGGUGGACCAGAGGGUUCUAUUCUGCGCAUCCUUAUCCUACGCAUCAGCAGCAGCUGCAUAAUCAUCAGCCCUUGCCAUACCAAUAUGACUGUCUUCAUGCAGGACAAGGGUCCCAAGGUGAGAGAGAAAGGAGCGUAGCAGAGGGAAACAGUCCCAGUUCAAGCUCGAGUUCAAGGGUACUUAGGCUUUUUGGGGUGAACAUGGAAUACCAAACUGAACACGAUUCUGGACCCUCCACACCCCAAUGUUCCUACAAUACUACCAACAUGCCCUCCACACAGGGCACACAAAACCAUCGCCACCAACCAUACUACUACUACUAGUUAACAUAUAUAUAUGCAUCUUUCUUUUCUUUUCUUUUUCUCUCCCUCAAGUGUAAGAUAUAUAACUAUAUAUGUAUCCACUUGAUUAAUUUAUAUAAACUAUUGCUCAUCAU
Molecule: messenger RNA, 1316 nt
Organism: Vigna unguiculata (cowpea)
Lineage: Eukaryota; Viridiplantae; Streptophyta; Magnoliopsida; Fabales; Fabaceae
Product: B3 domain-containing protein At2g36080-like
Molecular function (GO): DNA binding; DNA-binding transcription factor activity
Source: RefSeq, a predicted model, not a curated record